GCUAAGGUUGCCUGUCUUGGCGCUCAGCAGCCUUCCCAAUCGGGCAAAGGAGACUUCUCCCUCUCCGCAGCCAAACCUCCGACUACCUAUCCCCAGUCACUCUCCCUCCGGCCACAGCUCGGAAUACCUCUCCUGCUAUUAUUCCUUUUUCUCUCUGUCGAAUUGCAUUGUAUUUUGUAUUCUUUGAAGCCUCCUCUCCGUUCAUCCGGUUUUGUCAGAAUAUGUUUUUAUAGAUUGCAUUUCGCGGGAUUCGUCAUCGGCUUAAUACCGUGAAUUCACCAUGGAAUUGUCGCGACAGGACUAUCCGGCCAUUGUGGCCUCGUUAACCCCUACCCAAGCUUCAGCCGUCCUUACCGAACGCAUACGAUUAAUUAGCAAGAUAAACUCAGAUAUCGCGGACUGGCUUUCGGAACGACGACGGGUGGAAGACGCAUAUUUUUUGGGCCUUCGUAGGCUCGCACGACGGCAAUCGCAGGAUGCAUCCGCAGCAUUGGGGGUCUUUCAAACACCAUGGCAACGCAUCCUCACUGCCACGGAAUCAUUAGCGGAAUCCCAUGAAACCCUUUCGCACGGGAUCGAGGCGGACGUUGAACGGCCUUUGAAGGAAUAUGCUACUAGGAAUAACGAUAUGCAAUCCAUCUCAACGAUGCAACAGGAUUUGGCGAAUCUGGCAAAGGAGCUUGAGUCUGCGAAGAAGAAGGCCGACAAAUUAAAAGAUAAAGGCCCAAAGGCUGCGGCGAAAACAUCCAGUGCCGUUUUAGCUGCGCAGGAGGUGGCGCAACAAUGGGAAUCGAGGGCACCUUUCGUUUUUGAACAGCUUCAGGCUGUCGAUGAGCACCGCCUGAACCACCUCAGAGAUGUUCUCACCCAGUUCCAGACUCACGAGGCAGAUCACAUCGAAAGAACUAGACGAUAUACUGAAAGUUGCCUUAAUGCGCUAUUAAACGUUCAGACCGACGAAGAGAUUACAGCGUUUACUACGAAGGUAACAGGCGGCAGGGCUCCUGUCUCGAGAACAACAACGACGGAUGCUGCAGCGACAACCUUACCCCCUUCGUCAGGCCAAAUUCCAGCUGCCACUGGAGAACCUUUACGUCCCCCACCUAGAAUCCAUGACGAUGCGGCUAGCCAGCGUUCCGGUCGAUCGAACAAGGGCAGACUUGGUGCUGCACCCGAGCCGGUCGGGCACAUGAGGCUUGGUGGCCUGAAACGGUUGGGUACUGUCAUGGGCCGAAGAAAGAGUAUUGUACAUCAUUCAACUGGGAACUCAGGUUCUCCGGAGAGGAAAUUCCGGUCCCCAUUCACCGCGUUCCGAAAGUCGGAGUCAACUCGAAACUUCCAGCAAGUUGAAAUGCAACAUAACCCCAGCGAUUAUCUGGCGCCAAUUACCUCCAGGGAUGAUCUGUCGCUUCGCCGCCCUGCUUCCUCGCCUAGAGAGACAGCCCGCAGCGACUCGAUUUCAGCAUCGCAUCAACGACCAACGACUCCCAACGGUGCUGGUGUUCCUGAAGAGAGUUCUAUCCCAGAGACUACUGGGAAACAUGGCAACUCCAUGGAGCAAGCUCCGGCUACAGCCCAACCACCUAGAAUAGAUGCUGAGGGAUAUUCCGAGCGGCCGGCUAAUCUUGACGAAAUAACGCGACUUCAAAAAGAAGCUGCUGCUGCUGCCGAAGAGCCCGGUCUAAACCUCACUAUUCGUGACCAACCUAUCGAGGAGGACGAGGGUGAAGCGAAAAUGGCUUUGAACGAGGUGGCGAACACCUUGCGAUUGAAAGCACAACAAUCCGGCCUAUCUCGUGGGGUUGGAACGUUGCGUGGACGCCGAGAGGUUAGGAACACCAUUUUCGUCCCGAAUCCACCCAGCGAAGAUUCAAGCUUGAGCCCACUUCCCGGUCUAGUUGCGGGACCACCACCCGUUUCCCCAUCGCACGUUCCCAAGAUGGUCGCAUCUCCUCCUAGUAGUCACGAUGACCACGCUUUGUCGGAUACAACGUCCAUCCAUUCGUCACAAACCCUUCAUAGUCUGUCAGGACCUGUUUCACACCCUGAUAUGCCCGAGCCUGGCCUUAAUGCAUCCAUUGUGGAAACGGUCAAUGCCUGGUUCUCUGAUGGCGCUGUUACCCGCUCCUUCGUUGUUGGAGAACUGGCUCUGGCGUAUAACUCGACCACGAGCCCCCCUUCGGAUCCUGAGCUUGUCCGCCUAAAUAAUUUCGACUUAUUAGAAAAAGUCGCGGCAAAUCCUAUCCUCGCCACAGAAGCCGGACACUCCUUGAAAGGCAAGGAGAAGGAAAAUGGCUCCGGUAACGAGGAAAGGAAGGGGGAAUAUCUAAUCUCGCUUCCCAGUAUCGCACGAUCCACUCCCACGGUUGCUUUCAAAUAUCAAAUACAUCUCAAUCCUUCUAACUUCUCGGCCUAUUGCCCUAUUAUAUUUAACCCUGUUUGGAAUUUGGAAGAAUUCCAAGCCAGCGUUAUCAUUACUUAUUCAAUAAACCCCAACUUCAUUUCUGCAGAGUCAUCCACACCUAUCACACUUAAGAAUCUCGUGCUCACCGUCAACCUGGACCUAUCCCCACAAGAAGACGAAACCACCAAGCAGCCUCGCGAAGUUGCUCGCGCCACGGGAGCAGUCAUGUAUCCCAACACUGGCGCUACGUUCCGCCGCAAAACAUCAGCCGUCACAUGGAGAAUGUCAGAGUUGGAAGUAACCACGGCAGGCGACCAACGGUUCCUCGCUCGAUUUUCAACAACGGUGAGCGGACCCCGCAAGGGGAGAGUCGAUGCCAAGUUCGACGUCCUGAAUGCCAACAGCGGAGACAGGCUGGGUAUCAGCGUUCAGACUUCUGGCCAUAAGCAGGACAAGAAGGCCGAUGACCCGUUUGCUGAUGAGUCUCUGGCGACGGGUAAUGGGACGACGGAAUCACCAGAACCCAGCCCCGCAUCGAAGACAUGGGAAGAAGUCUCUACACGACGAAUACUAACGGUGGGGCGAUAUAUCUCUUUCGGAUGAAUUUCCUUAUUUCUCCCUUCCUUUCUCUAUUUUCCCCUUCUUCAAGUAUGAUAUGUUCCUUUACCACCGAAUAAUGUGGAAAUUUUUGUAUUCUUAUUCUGGCAGGCGGGGAGAAGAUUGCGGUAACGGAUGGAUAUAUUGAGGCGGAAACAAAAUGAAUAUUUCCCCUCAUAGCCUCUUCUUUUGUUUGCUAUUAACACUGCUCUUUCUUUUUCUUUUCCUUCCUUGCUUCUACUUUCCAGCUUAGAACAAGACACCACUUUCACUUUUCUGGGUUUUCUUUUUGUUUUCUUUUCUUUUUUUUUUUUUUUUUGUCUCUGCUUUUCACUCUCUUACUUCUUGAAGAAUAAAGAUUUCCCACUCAUAACUAAAUUUGGGUAACUUAAUUCAAUUGCGAAGACUGCCCUGCUUCUCCCUGAAUACCUUCUCCUUUUUCAGUGGCGUCCCUAACACCCUUUCUUAAUAAUGCAGUUCCUGUGGUUUUCCCUCAUCUAUUUUAUCAUUCUUGUCAACAUUUAUUAAACUCAUUAUUGUUCUUAUUCAUUCAAGCACUCUUUAUGCCCCGGUGGCCGAAUGGUUAAUGCGGCCACCUGGUAGCGCCUUGGUGUGGGAAACCAAGGCGUGUGGGUUCGAAACCCGCAGGGGAUACAUUAAAUCCGGAACCCAAGCACCUCAGGUUCCUAAUAAAUACAGAGGUGUACAAAUCGCUUCAAUGAAUCGCUCUAUGUUCCUGGGCUGGGAAGUUAUUAUCGCAUGUAUCUAAUUGUCACUCCUUUGUAUUUUCCUAUGUUCUUGUUAUCUUGGCGUGGUCUCAACACCUGUAUUUCCUCCUGUAUAACCAACACUUGACCUGUAUUUAACAUCACGCAAGGACUCAUCAUAAGCUCCGCUUGCAUAUGAGUAUAAUGAAAGAAUAAUAAUAAUAAUAAUAAUA
Blastomyces dermatitidis ER-3 is the source of this 3941-nucleotide messenger RNA. Its product is annotated as fes/CIP4 domain-containing protein. Gene Ontology annotation, cellular component: cell division site; cytoplasm; endocytic vesicle. Gene Ontology annotation, biological process: septin cytoskeleton organization. The record is from RefSeq and is a predicted model, not a curated record. Lineage: Eukaryota; Fungi; Ascomycota; Eurotiomycetes; Onygenales; Ajellomycetaceae. The coding region runs from base 281 to 3007 and encodes 908 amino acids. The transcript is spliced from 9 exons.